AUGUCGGCGACGCCAGCGAUCCUCAUUGUGGGCAGCGGGCCAACAGGGUUGAUAGCAGCCAUCACUCUUCGCCAGAACGGCAUACCGAUUCGGCCCCGCACUCAGGAAGUGCUAGCAUCCAUCGGCGUGCUUGACGACGUCAUGACCAUCGCGACGCCCCCGUUUAUGAUCGGUGCGCAUGGCAUAGGUAAGGCAAUCGUGGAAGAGAUCAAAUGGGCAGAAGAGGCCGAUGCGUCUCUCGGUACACCCUACGUCCACCCGAUCAGCGUGCACCAAUCCGUGUUCGAGGACGUUUUACGGAAGCACUUAGAGAAGUUGGGCACCAAGGUCGAGUUGAGCGUCGAGUUGGUCGGGAUUGAACAGAGCGAGGGCUCUAACACAGUCUUCGCUCGCCUCAAAGGUCAAGACAUGGAGAUUACUGAGGAAUACGAGUAUAUAAUUGCUGCGGAUGGUGCCCGUGGCACUACACGGCGGAUGCUCGGUGUAUCAUUUCUAGGAAAUACUGAGGAGGGUGACAAGAUGUUCGUGGCGAAUGUAGAGUGUACAGAUAUUGAUCGCACACAUUGGCACAGAUGGGGUGUGUUCGGUGUUGGAGUGUUCUUUCUCAAACCUGUCGAGCCAGCACCCAUGUUCCAGAUUCAAGCUAUGGGUGCCGAGCUCCCGAACCCUCUCCCACAAGAUGACGAAGGCAUACAGAAGAUGUUCAAUCACAUCAGCAAGUCGAACGAUAUCAAGCUGAAAAACGCGACAUGCAUUUCAGAAUGGAGAGCAAACAUUCGCAUGGUCGACAGAUUCAGCGUGGGGCGCGUCUUCUUGGUUGGCGAAUCCGCGCACUGUCACUCUCCAGCGGGCGGCCAAGGCGCGAACACCGGGAUUCUUGACGCGGCCAACAUCAGCUGGAAACUCGCCCUCGUUCAUAAGCGUCUCUCCUCACCUUCUCUCCUACAAACAUAUGAAGACGAGCGCAUGCCUGUUGUCGCCGAGAUGCUCAACCUCACCUCUGAUCUCCACCGUCUCGCAUUUGCUCGUAUGCCUCCUUCCACACUCGAGGCGCGGAAGAGGGAUGGGGUGCCGGGCGACCCUAUGUGGAGACCGCGGCAGGGGUUGCAGCUCGGCGUCAACUGUCGCUGGAGUCCGAUUGUGUUCGAGGGCAGGGAAACUCAAGAAGAAGCUAAGAAGAUCGAGAGCGCGAAGGCGAAAGUGAGCCCGUAUGGCGUCGCAGGAGACAAGCUCCGCGCAGGUGAUCGUGCGCCAGACGCUUCCUUCUUGGUGGAUACGGCCACAGGUGUACAAACGACACUUUUCAACGCUAUAGCUGGCUUGAACAAGCAUUAUAUCCUCGUGUUCGUCGGACGCACCUCCGUAGAUCUGGAUACAUCAAUUUCCGCGCUCGACAAGUAUCGCCGCGCUGGCCUCGCUUCGACUAUUCUAUUGUUUCCAGCUGGCUCCCAUGCUCCUGCGGAUGUGCCAGGCACUCGCUCGUUCGUUGAUAGCAAAGGACACGCGUAUGCAGGUUUCGAGGUGGAUGAGACGUCGAGGCUGUAUGCCUUGGUUAGGCCGGAUGGGAUGAUUGGCGCUUUUGCAACUGAUGUGGAGCAGCUGCGUCGAUUUCUCGCGGGGUUUGCGUCUGGUGUCGAAACUGCAUAGCGCUCGCGUUUUGUGAGUGUUGCGAUGCGAAGUGGACAAUCGUUAGCACGUUGCUCCUUUGACCAUCAGAGACAUGUGCACAGAUGCCAGUGCGUGUUUUGACAAUAUAUUACUGGCAAGUGAUGUAGCCUGAUGACGAUCUACACGUUUUGCUUUUACGCUUACAUGACUAUAAGAUGACUUCUUGACUCU
Molecule: messenger RNA, 1839 nt
Organism: Heterobasidion irregulare TC 32-1
Lineage: Eukaryota; Fungi; Basidiomycota; Agaricomycetes; Russulales; Bondarzewiaceae
Exons: 9
Coding region: 1-1647 (548 amino acids)
Molecular function (GO): FAD binding
Source: RefSeq, a predicted model, not a curated record